Molecule: messenger RNA, 330 nt
Organism: Acanthocheilonema viteae
Lineage: Eukaryota; Metazoa; Nematoda; Chromadorea; Rhabditida; Onchocercidae
Source: the annotation of a GenBank genome assembly
AUGCAUGAGGGUCAAGAAGAAAUAAUAACCCUCACUAAACAUAAAACUGAAAGUGAACAAAAAUUAGAACGACUUUUCAAAGGACUAAGAAAGAAACAAGAAAAGCCUACAAUUCUUCCUAGCCACACAGUCCAAUUACUUCAACUCUCACUACCCAUCUUCAAUGGUGACCCUAAACAAUGGCGGCAAUUCUGGAGCAGCUUCGAGACUGCUGUUCAUUUACAACCAAUUCCCGACAUACAGAAAUUGAAUUAUUUAUAUUCGUGUCUUAGAGAAGAAGCGUUACAAGCAGUAUCGGGUUACGAAAUUGCGCCUGAGAAUUAUUCGAUC